This is a messenger RNA of Cavia porcellus (domestic guinea pig), 326 nucleotides long. Its product is annotated as transport and Golgi organization protein 1 homolog. NCBI's taxonomy places the organism in Eukaryota, Metazoa, Chordata, Mammalia, Rodentia, Caviidae. The coding region runs from base 27 to 326 and encodes 99 amino acids. The transcript has 3 exons. The record is from RefSeq and is a predicted model, not a curated record.
AUGAUACGGCCCGAACUCUUGGUGAUAUGUUAGAAUGUGAGCGGCAACGCAACAUGAAAAAUCAGGAUUUGGUCCUGGAAAAUGAGAAAUCUGUGGAGAAGCUAAAGGAGGUUAUUUCAAUGAAUGCCUCAGAAUUUUCCAAGCUACAGCAGGAAGUUGAAGACCAGAAGAAGCUGAACGCUAAACUCAGCCAGCGAAUCAGGUCGUUGGAAAAGUCUCAGAGGGAUCUGGAAGCCACUCUCCAUGAUAAGGAUGAUAGCAUUGGUGUAAGUUACCCCAGCCGGCCCAGCCUGAUCAUGAACACUUGGAAAACAAACCCACUGUGA